AUGAAUAGAAACUUGAAAUUAGGUAACAAUAAUAAAUUUAGUGUAGGUGAAAAUGAGAAUCUAUCAAAAAUUAAAUUAGCUCGUUUUUCAGACACUGCCACAAGAUUCUUUACAUAUGUUGAUGACAUGAAUUAGAUUUAUAUAAAUAAGAUAGAAAAUUCAAAAAAUUUUUUAGAUGUUAAAUUAUUCAACCCAUUUUAACAGUACUUUGUUUAAAGUUAGAAUGAAAUUUCAAGCAUCAUAUUUAGCAGUUCUGAAAAUGAAAUCAUUAAUGGAUCAAGUAAAGGAAUUAUUACAUUUUUGGAUAUCUCAACUUAAAAGAGUAUGAUUGAUUCCUAUAAAUUUAGUUUAAUCUAAUAUAAAAGGUCAUUUAUCUUCAAUAACAGCCUUAGCUAUAUUUCCAAAUCAAGAAAAUAUUAUUUUAAGUGGUGCAAUGGAUAGUUAAGUAAAACUAUGGGAUUCAAGGUCUAAAAUAGCUGGAUUUACAUUAAGAGCACAUACUUUAUCAAUUAGUGCAUUGGUUGUGUCUCCAGAUGGUAAAUUAUUAGCAUCUGGUUCAAAUGACGGAAGUGUGAAAAUUUGGGAUAUUCAUUAAUAAAAAUUGAUGGCUACUUUUAACGAAUCUGAUUCUUCCAUAACAUGUUUGUAGUUUAAUCCUUUUGAUAAAGCAAUAGCCACUGCCUCAGAUGAUGGAUGCGUAAGAUAUUGGGAUUUAGAUAAAUAUAAUUAAGUAAUAAUAUUAAUCUUAUUUAAUCAGAUAUCUUCAACAAAACCAGAUAAAUAGACAGUUUAUUCAAUCAGAUUUUGUAAUGAAGGCAAAUCCUUAUUAUCAGCAUAAAAUUUUUCAUUUAAAUGUUGGGAUUUAGAAAGGGAUGCUUUAUUAUUAGAUAACAUCGAAAGUUAAUGUAAAAGCAUAUUAGAUACAUAUGUUUUUGAAGACAGAGAAUUAUUUAGUCUGUCAACUCAGAAUUAAACAGGUUUAAGUGUAUUUGGAUCAAAAUUAUCAAAUAUAAAUUUUGAUAGUAGAUUCUGUAUCGAUAGACACAAGUAGAGAAUAAAUAGUGAAAGAAUAUAAAGCUGUGAGAUAAAUGAUCAAUUUCAAUAGAGAAAUAGUGUAAAUAUAUUGAAGCCUAAGAAUUCUUAAAAAAUAUUUUAAAAUAAUCAAAAACAAUGUAAUUAGAAUUUAAUUGAAGAGUAAGGAUUUUAAUAAUGUAAUAAUAAUGGAAAUAAGUUUGUACCUACCACAUAAAUUCCUUAAAUGAUUGUUAAUGAAAGUGUGAUGUAGGAGGAAGAUAUUAAAGAAAACUAAUUCAUCAAUUAAGAAGUUUAAAGUGUAUUAGAUUUAGUUACAAGUUAAGAUGAAGUAAAUUUAUCAAGCUUUGUAAUUGAUGAUGAGAACAAAAUGAAAUUUAUUUAAAUUGACUUGAUUAAUGAAAUAUAGAAGGAUCAUAACAGAGUUAAUUAAAUUCUAAAAUAAAGGAUUAAUUAUAUGAAACCUAUAAUUUAUUGGUGGAGUAAUAAUAAUAUAAAAUCUGCAAUUAAUGCAAUUAAUUAAUUGACUGAACCAUCUAUAUUAUUUGAUGCUUUGACAAUGUGUUCACAUAGUUAAAAGUUUAAAUCUAUACCAAUAGAGUAAAUACCUUAAUUGUUAGAGAAGUGUAAAGUUCUAAUAGAUUCAAAAUACCUAUCUCAUAUAAAGGGAGGAAUUGUGUUUUCUUAUAAAACAUUCACAAUUUAUAGAGAUGUAUAGAAUUGAUAUUUAGUAAAUAGGAUAUUUUAACAAUAAAAUGUUUCAAUUAGAUGUCUAAAGUUGAUUUAAGUAGAGAGGAAAGAGUGGCUAAAUAUGAUAAAAUAGUAGAAUAAUUAAAGUAAAUAAUUUAAAUGUCAAAAUUAACAAAAUUAAUAGAAAGAAAUAAAGAAGAAAUAAGUGAUUUAGCUAAAAAAUUUUAAAUAGAAAUGUUAGGCUUGUUAAAAAGAAUUAAUUAAUAAUAAUGA
Paramecium pentaurelia is the source of this 1995-nucleotide messenger RNA. The record is from the annotation of a GenBank genome assembly. Lineage: Eukaryota; Ciliophora; Oligohymenophorea; Peniculida; Parameciidae.